Drosophila gunungcola (fruit fly) is the source of this 650-nucleotide messenger RNA. RefSeq names its product thioredoxin, mitochondrial. The transcript is spliced from 2 exons. Gene Ontology annotation, biological process: cell redox homeostasis. Gene Ontology annotation, molecular function: protein-disulfide reductase activity. Gene Ontology annotation, cellular component: cytoplasm; cytosol. The coding region runs from base 111 to 539 and encodes 142 amino acids. NCBI's taxonomy places the organism in Eukaryota, Metazoa, Arthropoda, Insecta, Diptera, Drosophilidae. The record is from RefSeq and is a predicted model, not a curated record.
UUUGUCUGGCAACUCCCCACCGUCUUGUUGUUGUUGUGAUUCCCUUGUCAUUAUUUUGCAAUCAAUUCUUAAAAAGAUUUGGCACACCAAAAAAACGCGGAAAAUAAGCCAUGCAGCGACAAAUGAUUAAUAUCCUGGGACAGACGACGCGCCGCUUGGUCAGUGGUCAACAAAUCCGCCCAUUGUCAGUUUCCUCGCGGCGCCAAGAGAUCUUCAAAGUACAAAGUGCCGAGGAUUUCGACAAGAAAGUGAAGAACAGCCAGCAUCCCGUGAUUGUGGACUUUUUUGCAACAUGGUGCAAUCCCUGCAAGCUGUUGACACCCAGAAUCGAGAGUAUUGUGGGCGAACAGGCGGGCUCCAUUAAAUUGGCCAAAGUGGAUAUAGAUGAGCACAGCGAACUGGCUUUGGACUACGAUGUGGCCGCCGUUCCCGUCCUGCUAAUCAUGCAAAAUGGCAAGGAAGUGCAGCGCAUGGUGGGCCUCCAGGAUGAGGACAAAAUCCGUGCCUGGAUUGCCGCCGCAGUCAAGCAGGCCAAAUAGGAUCUGAAUCACCCAAAUAUUAGAGGAUAACUCCUUGUAAACAAAGCCCAGCUUUAAAUUAUUCGGACUUUCGAAAUAAAUGUUUAUUUACCCGUUGAAACAACAAAGAAA